Cucurbita pepo subsp. pepo (vegetable marrow) is the source of this 773-nucleotide messenger RNA. NCBI's taxonomy places the organism in Eukaryota, Viridiplantae, Streptophyta, Magnoliopsida, Cucurbitales, Cucurbitaceae. The record is from RefSeq and is a predicted model, not a curated record.
UUUAGGGCGUCCUUGUGUUUCUUGCUGCAAAAACUCAAUUCAUCAAGAGUGCAGAGGAAGCCGCUCAAUUUCAAAAUUUCAUUAUAUGCAUUGAGAUGCUUAUAGCUGCUUUAGGCCAUCUUUAUGCAUUCCCAUACAAAGAAUAUGCAGGAGCUAAUAUUGGCGGUUCGCAUGGUCUCACGGGAAGUCUUGCACAUGCCGUAAAAUUGAACGACUUCUACCACGACACGGUCCACCAGUUUGCACCAACUUAUCAUGACUAUGUUCUUUAUAAUCAUAGCGAUGGAGAUGAAGGAACAAGGAAGUAUCGAUCACGCACCUUUGUGCCUACCGGGCCUGAGAUGGAUGCUGUUAGAAGAAACAAACACGUGUUUGGAAACAAGAUAGAUGACAUUCAGCUUUCCACAAUCUCGUCUUCAAGUUCAAGUACUCCGAAUGAUUCCGAGUUAGCCCUCGAACCAGCACAUUCCGAUGCAAUGAAGUCUUCUCUUCUUAUGGAUGCCGCAAACUCUUUAUCCACACCAUUCGACAUGUCGCUUAUCGACUUGGAUAUGUCUAGUUACCCCUCGAAAGUUGCUGCAGCAGACGACACGGAGAGGAGGUAACGAGAAUAGUGGACAGGUAGGGGAAGAAAAGAAAGAUCUUACGUGAAGGGAAUACGUAAAGAAAGAAAGUUACAUAUAGAGAUUUUAGGGUGUACCUUUCGUUUCUGGGACGUUUGUGCACAUUGAUAUUGCAGCAUAACCGAAAAUCGUGUACAAUGGCGUGUUUCU